UCCUCGCUGGGACUCCCAGCCCCGGCACUGGGCAGGAGCGGGGCCGUACCCCAAAGCGGCAGAGUCCGGCUCUCCUGGGGGGUCCCAGCACCUUUCCAGCCUCUGCUGUGAGCAGCGAUGGAGACCGGUCGUGUCCUGGGAGCUGGGGCCGUGCUGGUGGCGCUGGUGGUGCUGGGAGCCCAGCCGGGCGGUGGCCAGGAGACCUCAGGGUUUUUCCAGGAGAUGACUAAGGCUGAGUGUCACUACCUCAACGGCAGAAAGCAGGUGAAGUUUCUGGUGAAGGACAUCUACAACCGGGAGCAGAGGGCGCACUUUGACAGCGAUGUGGGUCACUUUGUGGCCGACACCCUCCUGGGUGAGCCAGAUGCCAAGUACUGGAACAGCCAGCCGGACAUACUGGAGAGGCAUCGGGCUGGGGUGGACACGUUCUGCCGACACAACUACGAGGUGUCGACCCCUUUCAUCGUGGAGAGGAGAGUUGAGCCCAAGGUGAGGGUCUCCCCCAUGCAGUCGAGCUCCCUGCCCCAGACCAACAGGCUGGUUUGCUACGUGACGGGGUUUUACCCCGCGGAGAUUGAGGUGAAGUGGUUCAAGAACGGGCAGGAGGAGACGGAGCACGUGGUGUCCACGGACAUGAUCCAGAACGGAGACUGGACCUACCAGGUGCUGGUGAUGCUGGAAACCACCCCGCAGCGCGGGGACACCUACGUGUGCCAGGUGGAGCACGUCAGCCUGCAGCACCCCAUCACCCAGCAGUGGGAGGUGCAGUCGGACGCCGCCAGGAGCAAGAUGCUCACGGGGGUGGGGGGCUUCGUGCUGGGACUCAUCUUCCUGGCGCUGGGGCUCUUCCUCUACAUGCGCAAGAAGGGUGCCUCGUUCCCCAGGCUGCAGAGCUCCUGAAUGAACUCCUGCCCCUGCGGAUCUGCUCUGCCGCUGUCCGUCCUCUGCCCCCCAGCGUCGCCUCUGCCUCACGCUGCCCCGUCCCAGAGGCCCCUGUCCCCGCACUGAUCCCCGGGGUCACCCCCUCCCUCCCA
Molecule: messenger RNA, 1034 nt
Organism: Haliaeetus leucocephalus (bald eagle)
Lineage: Eukaryota; Metazoa; Chordata; Aves; Accipitriformes; Accipitridae
Product: class II histocompatibility antigen, B-L beta chain-like
Exons: 6
Coding region: 118-900 (260 amino acids)
Biological process (GO): positive regulation of T cell activation; immunoglobulin production involved in immunoglobulin-mediated immune response; peptide antigen assembly with MHC class II protein complex
Cellular component (GO): membrane; MHC class II protein complex
Molecular function (GO): MHC class II protein complex binding
Source: RefSeq, a predicted model, not a curated record